Molecule: messenger RNA, 5080 nt
Organism: Notolabrus celidotus (New Zealand spotty)
Lineage: Eukaryota; Metazoa; Chordata; Actinopteri; Labriformes; Labridae
Gene: ppp2r2ca
Product: protein phosphatase 2, regulatory subunit B, gamma a
Exons: 10
Coding region: 2388-3743 (451 amino acids)
Biological process (GO): peptidyl-serine dephosphorylation
Cellular component (GO): protein phosphatase type 2A complex; cytosol
Molecular function (GO): protein phosphatase regulator activity; protein binding
Source: RefSeq, a predicted model, not a curated record
AAAAAGUAGGCUCUCGUGAAAUCAGAGUGGUCGUCUAGCCAUGCCUCUACAUGGUCUCGCUUCAUACCGUCCUCAAACCUCUUUUUACGCGUCUUGGACCGCGGGCUCCACAGCGGGGAGAAGAACCAGCCCAUGCCCCUCAUCAUCAGCGGCUUCGUCUCUUUCUCUCUGCGGGGGAACUCCUGUGUCAUCACAGCAGCUUCAAAUGAUGCCCUGGCAGGAGUCGCACUGUCAGACUCCAUGAACUCUAACAACUCAGAUUGCAGGCAGGGCAUCCCCUCGCUCAGGUAAAGCGAGAAAAGAUCCACCAAACUCAGUUUGAGGUUAUCGGAGUCAGUUCGGAGAAACACGUGCCAUGUGGAGGAGCCCAGACAGACUACAGCAGUGCGCCAGGGAGGAGAGUGUUGUAUACCCGACGAGCCCGUGGAAAAAAGCUUGCGUCAAGGUAAUCCCUGACCUUUUCUUAGUCCAUCUGGCGGCACAGGUAGGCUGCUAUUCGUUAUAUGAGACCGAUUUAAACUUCGUUAUACAAUGAAUGGACUGGGUCCAAAAUGUGAAUUUGCACCUUCGAGAAUGUGCUCAUAGAUCAGCCAGCCCCUUUCCAUUUUCUCCAGUGCAUUUGACCUCCUGAAGAAAGUUCCAGAUUUAUUUUGUUAUACCGAAAUUGUUGAUUUUGUUACGAUGAAACACAUCCUGUGAAAGACUGAGUACAAAAGUGUCAUUUUUUUUUUUUUAAAGUGGGCAGAUGUUCAGAUUUUCAGUGCAGGAGUGAGACAUUUUUGACUGGAGUAGCCAAACUAGGCACUGACCCGACUUUUAAAGGGGUGGCAGCAGGCAUGGUUAACAUUAGGGGUUUACCCCAAACAUAGUUGGAUUGUCUCCACUAAUCACAUUUACUUUAACUCACAAUAUGAAAUAAUUGUCCACAUUGAAAUGUAAAGUAGCCUGUUGAAACUCAACCCAAAUAGUUGAUUUCAAUAUUAAGUGCCACUGCCACCUCUGACAAGGCUAUAGCUAAUCAUGGUUUCGGUAGCAAAUCAAAUUUCAUCCCUGUCUUUUUGGUAAGACAGUGGUAGACACCUCACUUAUGAUUUUUAUUUUAACUUCUGACUUUCAAACCCUGUUAAGGACAUUUGUCACACAUACAGAUGAAAAGAGGCACAAUAAGCAUUUAAAGCUGAUAUACUAUCAAUAUGGAUAUAUAUAGCUUUGCUUACAUCUGACUUUUAUGAAGUACAUUUUUAUUAUGCAUAAUUUAUCCUAAAAUAAACCAGAGGCCUCCCUUGUAUAUUUUUCAACAUGUUUGUGAUUGCAGGACAUAAAAUAAAAAAAAAGGUCUGUAUUGUGUGAUGAUGAAGCUCUUAUGUUCAUUGGUGACCUUUCUUUCUCUCUUUCUCAAAAAAUACAAAACAGAAUAAAAACUAGUCAUGUAAACACAUUUAAAAACAACUAGAUUAAAAAAACACAAUAGAAGAGAUACAUCUUCCUGUAUUUACACUCUUAAGAAGAAGUGGUAGUAUUUGUCUUAACAGUGAAGAUUUGCUCCAUUGUUUGAUUUAAGUCUUUCCUUUACUGAGCACCCACAUUUUACCUGCAAAAUGUUCUGUGUUUAACAAACACACAAAUUAGUGUGUUACAGCACCCUUGGAGGAAAGGGGAAACGUCUUCAAGAAUUUCUACCAAGUGCAGUUGCCUCUUCAGAUCAAGCUUUGAAUUACCAUGACCUGGAUGAGAACCUUCACAAACAUACAGCACCCUCUGCUGGCCUCUCAUUUCCUCAUCAUCUGCAGUGGGUGGGCUCAUCGAUGACAGCUGUGCUGUGAUUGGCUCUUCCAGGAGGAGGCUGCCAUGACACAGUGGAUGCUGCACAGAAUCAGUUCCACAGCAUCAGCAGCCAGCGCACCUCCAUCCUCUUCGUUCUCCCUCUCUCCUUCUCUUUUUUCUCCUCCUUCUCACCACCAACACCACCACCACCACCCUCGCUCUCUCUUCUCUUUCUCCCUCCUCCUCCUCCUCUCCCUAGCGAAACACGGGGAGGAAUAGCAGCAGGAGCAGCACGAGCAGCAGGCUGACUGCCGUUCCAUCAACUCCUCCCUGCCUCACAUCUUCUACCUCAUCACCUUCAUCUUUGCUGCAUUUUUCUGUCCCCUCUCCCUACUUCCUUGUUUUCCUCUUUGUGUCCAUUCUCAUCUGCAUUUCUUCUCUACACCUUUCCACCUUCCUUCUUUCCAUCCUUCCGGCUGGCUGGUUUUCCCAGGAUGCCUUGUACCAGGCCGCUCCGCUAGGCCCGAGCAGCAUGGGCGGAGCCUGGGUGGGGAGAGAGAGCACGGAUUGGACCCUUCCCCUCAGGACGGGCGCGCUGGCGGGUCACCCUACCUCGGCUUCAGAUGGGCGAGGACGCUGAGAGCCCCAAAAUCAACCACACCUUCCUGCGAGACUACGUCACUGAAGCUGAUGUCAUCUCUACAGUGGAGUUCAACCAGACAGGGGACCUGCUGGCCACAGGGGAUAAAGGUGGCCGAGUGGUCAUCUUUCAGAGAGAGACUGAGUCUAAGGGGGACCCAGAGGAGGUGGUGGAGGCAGGUGACUCUGGGGAAUAUAAUGUCUACAGCACAUUCCAGAGCCAUGAGCCGGACUUUGACUACCUGAAAAGUCUAGAAAUCGAAGAAAAAAUCAACAAGAUCAGAUGGCUGUCUCAGCAGAAUGCAGCACACUUCCUCCUCUCCACCAAUGAUAAGACCAUUAAACUGUGGAAGGUGUGUGAGAGAGACAAGAGGCCAGAGGGAUACAACCUGAAAGAUGAGGAGGGACGGCUCAAGGACAUCUCUACCAUCACCUCUCUGCAGGUGCCAGUGCUGAAACCCACAGAUCUGAUGGUAGAGGUUCGACCCAGACGAGUUUUCUCCAAUGGCCACACGUACCAUGUCAACUCCAUCUCUGUCAACAGUGAUGGGGAGACCUACCUGUCUGCUGACGACCUUCGUGUCAAUAUGUGGCACCUCGACAUCACAGACCGCAGCUUCAAUAUCGUGGACAUCAAACCAGCCAACAUGGAGGAUCUGACGGAGGUGAUAACAGCAGCAGAGUUUCACCCCCACCACUGUCACUUAUUUGUGUACAGCAGCAGCAAGGGCACCCUGCGUCUCUGUGACAUGAGAGCAUCCGCACUCUGUGACAAACAUGCUAAACUGUUUGAGGAACCUGAAGAUCCAGGGAGUCGUUCCUUCUUCUCAGAGAUCAUUUCCUCUGUGUCGGACGUAAAGUUCAGCCAUAGCGGACGCUACUUGCUGACCCGAGACUACCUCACCGCAAAGGUGUGGGACCUGAACAUGGACAAGGGCCCUGUGGAGACAUACCAGGUCCAUGAAUACCUGAGGAGCAAGCUGUGUUCCCUCUAUGAAAACGACUGCAUCUUUGACAAGUUUGAGUGUGUUUGGAACAGCUCUGACAGCGUGAUCAUGACAGGAGCCUACAAUAGCUUCUUCCGGAUGUUUGAUAGGGAGACGGGGCGAGGCGUCACACUGGAGGCUUGGCGAGAAAGCAGCAAGCCCCGGGCCGUGCUUCGGACCCGGCGUGUGUACACCGGUGGUAAGCGUCGCCGCGGAGAUGUGGGUGUUGACAGUCUGGACUUCACCAAGAAGAUCCUGCACAUGGCUUGGCAUCCAGCUGAGAAUAUCAUCGCCAUAGCCGCCACAAACAACCUGUACAUCUUUCAGGACCGCGUCAACCCUGAAGGGCAGUGACAGUGAUGGAAAAGUGAAUGUGCACAAUGGCGGAGACAGUGCAGAGACAGCAACCCAAAUAAAUGGGGAUGUUUAAGGGAUGGAAUGGGGAUUGGACAGCCUUGGCAACAUGUUUUUUGUUGGUAUUAGAUUGGAUUGAUGAUAAAAACAAGAAUGUUAAUCUUUUUGAUCCCCAAGGAUGGUGUUAUAUAAGUUUUGUUCAACUCUGUGGUGAACUGACCUCUACAGCACCUACCAGGACAUUUUUUCUUCCCACUUCUCCCACUUUUUGAAGAUGUUUGUGUAACUGCCCCACUGUAGAGGCAGGACGUAGAGGUGCGGGGACACCUCUCCAUCUGCUAUGACUCAAUGCUAAUGACCACACAAUGUUGCACUCCUCCUCACUGAUCUGGCACCUUUUCACACAAAAUGGAAUUAAAGUGUUGGGUAGCAACAGAGAAAGUCCUUGACAUGACUAGAUGACAUAUUUCCGAUGACUUUGCCAGACAGUUCAUCUAAAUCCAAGCAUUUUUUCACUGUUGUGGAACAUUAGGAGUGAUGUUAUUGUACAGCUUUUCACAACAACAUCAUCAACCUUUGACUUUUUUUCCAUCCAUCAGCUGCCAACAGCAGCUGAUUCUCUCCUUUAGAGCAGUGCUCUUGGAGAAUUGCACGCAUAAAUGACCCCUGACCUUUGCCCCUAUUCACUUUGCAAUAACAGCACUAAGAAAACACAGUGCAGCCAUUUCCCUGCUUUGAAACAUUAGCUCUUCUUCUACUACAGGUAUACAUACACUCUUUUUACUGCUAGCUGUAAAUAUUAUGUGUUCUUUUUUUAUUGAGGUACCAAUUCCCAGAGAGCUGAAACGUGAUGGAUUUCUAGCUGGUACACUGCAAGUGAACACGAGAUCUCACAAAAUAAUGCUGUUAAAUCACACUAGUCUCAAUUCAAAUUCAUCUGAGGGUUUAUUUCUUGUUACAGUACAUAGAUAGGUACUGCUCGCUGUGGAAGAGGAGGAGUUAGUCAUCCACAAACCAACAUGUACUGAUUUGUUGUGUAUGUAUUUGGAUUUGAAUCAUUUGUACACACUCCUUUUUCUCUAAAGUCUGCAUACAUAUAUUGUGAAUUACUGAAUAGGACAACAGUGUGUUCAUGUUGACCUCUUAGAAAUGUCCAAAUUGUGGCUGUUUGUGGAUAUAAUCAAAUAUAGACAAUUAAAUUUACCUUAAGUGAUAUGCUAAUUCAACAAGAGCUGUGAUCAUUUUAUAAUGACACAAAGCACAUUGUAUGGAAGUAUACUACAAUCAGGAAAAGUUGGAAUUGAAGCACAUUGUUCAUAAAUGAGGCCCCUGGUUCA